Molecule: messenger RNA, 3570 nt
Organism: Columba livia (rock pigeon)
Lineage: Eukaryota; Metazoa; Chordata; Aves; Columbiformes; Columbidae
Gene: CHRM4
Product: cholinergic receptor muscarinic 4
Exons: 3
Coding region: 16-2040 (674 amino acids)
Biological process (GO): regulation of locomotion; chemical synaptic transmission; adenylate cyclase-inhibiting G protein-coupled acetylcholine receptor signaling pathway
Cellular component (GO): dendrite; plasma membrane; synapse
Molecular function (GO): G protein-coupled acetylcholine receptor activity; G protein-coupled serotonin receptor activity
Source: RefSeq, a predicted model, not a curated record
AUUUCGAGUUUGCGGAUGUGUGCACCAGGACCGGAUUUUAACUGUACUCUGGGGGCCGGGGAGCUCACCGAGGACUCCCUUUGUCCGGACUGUGCCGGACCCCGCUCCAUCUCUCCCGCUGCCUCGCUCUCUCCCUCCUUGAGGCCUCGGGGCUCCCGGCGCUGCCGGCGGCAGCGGAGCUGCACUAACAGCUGCUGGUAUUCGAGCAGGGCUGCUGGGCUCGCGGGAGCAGCAGGGGCUCCCGGCCGCGCUCCGGCUGCUCCCGGGCGGGACGUGGCGGCGGGGAGCGGGCGGGAGCGGGCGGGAACGGGCGGUCCCGGGGAGGGCGGCGCUGUCCGCGGUGCUGCAAAGGAGCGCUCCCGCCGGCCCGGCGGGGGACCCGCACCUGUCCGGUACCGACUCCCCCAUCAUCUGGGUGGCGGGGACGGGGAGCCACAUCUAGGGGUGAGGAAGCGGGGGAACAGCAGCGUCGGACUUGUCCACAGCUCCCUGAAGUCGUGGUCCCCUCGCUCCCGCCCCGAUUUCAUCUUCCAGAAGGAGCUGUUUGCCGCCAGAGACGCAGACCCCGUGCACAACCUCUCUGCUCAGCCCUGGCAGGUGAAGAUGGCCAACCUGACCUACGACAACUUCACCUUGGGCAACCGCUCCGAGGUGGCCAUCCAGCCUCCCACCAACUACAAAACAGUGGAGCUGGUUUUCAUUGCCACGGUCACCGGCUCACUCAGCCUUGUCACUGUGGUGGGAAAUAUCCUGGUGAUGCUGUCCAUCAAGGUGAACCGCCAGCUCCAGACUGUCAACAACUACUUCCUCUUCAGCCUGGCCUGUGCAGACCUCAUCAUUGGGGUCUUCUCCAUGAACCUCUACACGGUCUACAUCAUCAAAGGCUACUGGCCACUGGGCGCUGUGGUGUGUGACCUGUGGCUGGCUCUGGACUAUGUGGUGAGCAACGCAUCUGUCAUGAACUUGCUCAUCAUCAGCUUUGAUCGGUACUUCUGUGUUACCAAGCCCCUGACAUAUCCAGCCAGGAGGACCACCAAGAUGGCAGGCCUAAUGAUUGCAGCCGCAUGGAUAUUGUCCUUCAUUCUCUGGGCCCCUGCCAUCUUAUUCUGGCAGUUCAUUGUGGGCAAGAGGACAGUACCUGAGAGGGAAUGCUACAUCCAGUUCCUCUCCAACCCAGCAGUGACCUUCGGCACAGCCAUUGCUGCUUUCUACCUGCCUGUGGUCAUCAUGACAGUGCUGUACAUCCACAUCUCCCUGGCCAGCAGGAGCAGGGUGAGGAGACACAAACCUGAAAGCAGGAAAGAGAGGAAAGGCAAGUCCCUCAGCUUCUUCAAGGGCCCCUUGGUCAAACAGAACAACAACAACUCUCCCAAGAAGGCUAUGGAGGUGAAGCAGGAGGUGAGGAAUGGGAAAGUGGAUGACCAGCCCUCAGCGCAGACGGAGGCCACUGGCCAUCAGGAGGAGAAGGAGACCUCCAAUGAGUCCAGCACAGUCAGCAUGACCCAGACCACAAAAGACAAGCCCACAGCAGAAAUUUUGCCAGCAGGGCAAGGACAGAGCCCAUCUCACCCUCGGGUGAACCCAUCUUCCAAAUGGUCCAAGAUUAAGAUCGUCACCAAGCAGACUGGGACUGAAUGCGUCACCGCCAUUGAGAUUGUCCCAGCCAAGGCAGGAGCCUCUGACCAUAACUCCCUGGCCAACAGUCGACCAGUCAAUGUUGCCAGGAAGUUUGCCAGCAUUGCCAGGAGCCAGGUACGGAAGAAGCGCCAGAUGGCAGCCCGGGAGAAGAAAGUCACCCGGACCAUAUUUGCUAUCCUGCUGGCCUUCAUAUUCACAUGGACUCCAUACAACGUGAUGGUCCUCAUCAACACCUUCUGUGAGACCUGCGUACCUGAAACAGUGUGGUACAUUGGCUACUGGCUCUGCUAUGUCAACAGCACCAUCAACCCAGCCUGCUAUGCCCUCUGUAAUGCCACUUUCAAGAAAACCUUCAAGCACCUUCUCAUGUGCCAGUACAGGAACAUUGGCACAGCCAGAUAAAUCGACACUCAGGGACCACUUCAGCAACUUUACUGAAGCCCUUCCCUUUGCCUCUUUUGCUGGAGGGAGGUCCUCUGCUCCCCACUCACAACAGUGCUGACUGUGCAGUGAUUGCAGAUGAUGCCCUUCAUCCAAUGCUGACAAAGGUCUAAGGCACCUCUGAGCUGCAGCUCCUUCCAGUCACCCUGGGCCUGGGGACUAGCUUGGGGGAGCCAGUGAGAAAGCUGGAGGCAAGAGCUGUGAUCACCAGGAACCCUCCCCAUUUCCCUGCUCUUGAGAGGUUGGUGAAAUGUCAUCAGUGUUUGUCGUAAGACUGGAUGGCUCUUCUCCCCCUGGCUGACCAUCUCCAGAGCAUCAGAGCUUGUCUGCAUGCAGACAGCCUACUGCUGGAUGUUUUCAAUAGGGUUUUGAACCUUUUAUUACUGAAAAAAUGAGAAGAAACUUGAGCCAAACAUUUGCCAGCCAUUUUGGACCAGGCUGGCUCGGGCAUGCCCAUGGGAUGUCCUGCAGGCCCCCUUCCAAGGCAGUCAAGAUUGUGCCCCAGCAGAUGUGGCAAGCUCCUGCCUUUCCCUUGAGAGACGCCAUCAUACAUCCUCACCUAGAGAUCUGGGGAGGAAUUUUUUGCUGGGCUUCAGCUCCGCUCUCCCCUUCGCGCCCUUUCUGCCCUCGGCCAGCAAUCAGCUGGACAGACAGACAAACCAAGCAUCUCACUUCUGGGUGAGGAGUGUGAAACCCAGUUGCCUCCUGCUACAAUGGAAACUAAAACUGCAAAGAGAAGCAGUGGUGUGGUGCAGGACUUCUCUCCAAGGCCCCAGGGAAAUGUGGCCCUUGAGAAGUGGACAGCAGCAACAGUGACAGUAACCAUUCUUAGGAGGGAUGGGUCUUGAAGUGGAUUGGGAAGAGGGUUUGAAAUGUGGCAAAUGUACCCUGUGUCUCACCUGGGCCAUGAGAAGGCCCCUGUUCUCUCCAUGGCAGGUGUGGGAGGUCUGAUGGGGGUGGGAGUGGAUGGUGGUGGUCCUCAGCCCCACUCCUGCACUGGGUGCAGGGGGACGCCCCAGGAGGCCAAAGGAGCCAGCUGCUGAGCUUUGUAAAUGGAUGUAAUCCUGCCGUCGGUGUUGUGAUGGAGCCCUCAGCAUGCGGGCUUCAGCCAGCGUCUCCAGUCCCCUCCCAGCCUGCCUGUGUGCCCAGCCCAGACCACCCUGGGGCUGCUUCUCAGCCCCUCCAAAAGCCAGGUCUCUGCAAGCCUUGGCAGGCAAGGCCAGAUGCAGCCAAGGAAUGGGAUGGAGCCACACUGGCACUGGAAAACUAUGUGUCCAUAUGUCCUUCCUGUCCCCAUGCUGGAGUGAAGCUGUGCAACCUGGAGAAAGGCUGCCCCAGCCCAGGUGGGGACUGCCCUGCCGCUGUUUUUAUGAUAAUUAACACAGCGGUGUCCAAAAGGCCCGGCGGGCUUUUUUUUUUUUUCUUUUUAAACUGCUACAACCACAGCCCAACCCACCCCGAGACAAAUAAAGACCUCGGGCCAGAAACCAA